Gadus chalcogrammus (walleye pollock) is the source of this 1125-nucleotide messenger RNA. RefSeq names its product POU class 4 homeobox 1 (gene pou4f1). NCBI's taxonomy places the organism in Eukaryota, Metazoa, Chordata, Actinopteri, Gadiformes, Gadidae. Gene Ontology annotation, biological process: regulation of transcription by RNA polymerase II. The record is from RefSeq and is a predicted model, not a curated record. Gene Ontology annotation, molecular function: RNA polymerase II cis-regulatory region sequence-specific DNA binding; DNA-binding transcription factor activity, RNA polymerase II-specific. The coding region runs from base 1 to 1125 and encodes 374 amino acids. The transcript is spliced from 2 exons.
AUGAUGUCCAUGAACAGCAAGCAGACGCACUUCGGGAUGCACCCGUCGCUCCCGGAGCACAAGUACACCACCCUGCAUUCCAGCUCCGAGGCCAUCCGCAGGGCGUGCCUACAGACCCCGCAGCUGCAGAGUAACAUCUUCGCCAGUCUAGAUGAGACGCUGCUGGCUCGCGCGGAGGCUCUCGCGGCCGUGGACAUCGCCGUGUCGCAGGGCAAGACGCAUCCCUUCAAACCGGACGCCACCUACCACACCAUGAACACUGUCCCGUGCUCCUCCAACUCCACCGUGCCGCUGGCCCACCACCACCACCACCACCAUCACCACCACCACCCGAACCACCUCGACCCCCCGCCGGACAUCAUGGACCACCUCAGCUCGCCCUCUCUCGCGCUCAUGAGCGGCGGGCACGACGGGUCCGGUGGUGGCGGCGGAGGUGGUGGAGGUGGAGGUGGUGGAGGUGGAGGAGGUGGGGGUCUGCUCUCUUCCUCGGCCCACGCACACUCCCACAUGCACGGCUUGACUCACCUGUCUCACCACCAGGCCGCUAUGAGCAUGAGCUCCCCCCUCACCCAUCACCACCACGGCCUCCUCCCGGGACACCACGGCGGUGGCCUGGGUAAUAACGGACUUCCAUCCAUCAACGAGUCGGACACGGACCCGCGGGAGCUGGAGGCCUUCGCAGAGCGCUUCAAGCAGCGGAGGAUCAAGCUGGGCGUGACCCAGGCGGACGUGGGGGGCGCGCUGGCCAACCUGAAGAUCCCGGGCGUUGGGUCGCUCAGCCAGAGCACCAUUUGCCGCUUCGAGUCGCUCACGCUGUCCCACAACAACAUGAUCGCGCUGAAGCCUAUCCUGCAGGCCUGGCUCGAGGAGGCGGAGGGCGCCCAGCGGGAGAAGAUGAGCAAACCGGACAUUUUUAACGGCGGGGAGAAGAAGCGGAAGAGGACGUCGAUCGCCGCCCCAGAGAAGCGGUCUCUGGAGGCGUACUUCGCCGUCCAGCCAAGGCCCUCGUCGGAGAAGAUCGCGGCGAUCGCGGAGAAGCUGGACCUGAAAAAGAACGUGGUGCGGGUCUGGUUCUGCAACCAGAGACAGAAACAGAAACGCUUAAAGUUCUCCGCUGCGCACUGA